This is a messenger RNA of Notothenia coriiceps (black rockcod), 1736 nucleotides long. The record is from RefSeq and is a predicted model, not a curated record. NCBI's taxonomy places the organism in Eukaryota, Metazoa, Chordata, Actinopteri, Perciformes, Nototheniidae.
UUUAUGAAUGUUGUCUAAAUUAAUCCUCUCACAUUUUCUGGUCAUUGAAUAUAAUUGUAAUACAUUUCACAUAUGUUAAACUGCUGAAGUGUUUCGCUUCCGUCGCAGAGGGGGAGAUGAAGACGCUAACGGUCACGUUAGUAAUGUGGACGAACAAGUGCUGCACGCAAAGCCCCUUGUUUCCGCUGAUGUCCAAAGAUCCCGCCUCCAAGGAGUCAAACACCUAUCAGUGAUGGUAAUGAAGGAUGAUGGACGUCCCCACAGCCAAUCAGAGCGAUACACCCUGUCAGCCGUGGGCGGGCCAGAACGGUUGGUCCCCAGCUUCACCUCAAGGACCUCCCUGCAACCCUCUGCCCAGCUUUCAGCAUCUCAGCCUGAGCUCUCCUUCUGACCAGAGGCCUGGCUACGAGCAGCUGCAGGUGUCCAACCACGGCUACCAGAGCGAACUUGCAACCUUUUCAUCCAGAAACAACACAGAACACAGCACGCUUUAUGCUAAUAAUGCUGACCACAGUGUUCAGCGGGUCACUCCUGAUGCUCAUGCUUCAUCCAUGGUUCCAUCUACAAGCCAAGGAAGAUAUAUACCUCCAUGUUCUCUCGCUCUUAUGAAGGAAGGGACGCAUCCCUGCAAGCCCCAACAAAUGCCCUUUUACUCCCCUCACAGCCCUUACCAAGGAAUAUCUUCCCCUUUACAGCCCCCAUACACUCACCAUUGUUCAUUAAAUGGACCUCAGUCACCCCAACAAAAACAUUUGCCCAUUACCACUUUAUCAUUUGGUGUAAAUCAGAGUCCACAGUUUACACCUCAGCCUGCAUUUGAGAGGGCCAAUGUGGAAUCCUCUGUUGGAUACACACACAAUCAUUCCUCGCCACAGCAGCCUCAGUGGACUCUCACAACAAACUCAAGAGGGACCACAAACGAGUUUGUUCCCAAUGCGGCUGCACAGGACAGGAACAUCCCUCCACAGUUGGAUCACUGUGCUGCUCCUGGCCUCUCCCUCCUAGAGAGAGAGGUGAAGUGUCUGCUUUAUGCUGAUGACCUUGUUCUGCUGUCUCCUACUGAACAAGGACUACAACAACAGCUGGACAUAGUAGACCAGUCCAGCCCCCGAGACACCCUCCACUCCAAAGCCCUCCAAAGCCAAGAGCUAACCCCAGAGAAGAGUCCCCUAUGUCAGCUGGUGCUGAGGCUAGCUGCCCCCUCUCAGAGCCACUCUGACCAGUCUCUCAACAACACUGCUCUCCAAACACCAAUCACAGUCAAACGCAUUAUAACACAAUGUAAAGACAACUAUUUACAACAUUGGGAAGAAGAAACUAAAAGCCAAAGUAGAUUAGAAUGUUACCUGGCUCUAAACAGAGAGUAUGAGCUGGCAGAGUAUCUCUCUACUGUCAGAGAUAGAAAGCAGAGACAGAUCCUAACCAAGUACAGGCUCAGUGACCACAAACUGGCAAUCGAAACAGGAAGACUCAAAAGAUCCUGGCAACCAAAAGAGAACAGAACAUGUGGUCACUGUACGACAGGUGAGACUGAGACAGAGAUGCACUUCCUCCUGAAGUGCCAAACAUUCAACGAAGUAAGGAGCAUUUACUGGAACAAGUUGAACUCUGUAAUCCCAGGUUUCAAGGAGGUUGAUGACCUCUCAAGACUGAGAGUACUCCUAGGAGAAGGAGACAAGGCACACCUUGCUGCCCAAUAUGUAUACACAUGCCACAACCUGAGGGACAGUGAAUGA